This is a messenger RNA of Anopheles bellator, 851 nucleotides long. Its product is annotated as lymphocyte antigen 6B-like. Lineage: Eukaryota; Metazoa; Arthropoda; Insecta; Diptera; Culicidae. The transcript is spliced from 2 exons. The record is from RefSeq and is a predicted model, not a curated record. Bases 49 to 510 code for a protein of 153 amino acids.
CGGGUCGGGCCAGUGUGGCAUUGAUUUCGAGAUUUUUGCAUUCUCCCGAUGAAAGUUCUAACGCUGGUGGCCCUCCUAGGAGUGCUGUGUGCCGAUCGAGGCCACGGCUUCAAGUGUUAUCGGUGUUCGAGUAACAGCAGCUUCGAGGACUGCUCGAAGGUCGUUAGCGCGAUAAAGUGCGAGGAAUUGCAGGGUCUCAGUGGGCUGGGUGGCACCGCGAUGGCCGGCAGCCUGAACGUUUCGUUCGCCUGCACCAAAGUCAGUCUCGAUGGGCCGUUGGGCCGCCAGUUCAUCAAGACCUGCAUCCCGAGCCUGCCGGAGACCCAGUUCUGUGCGCUGCUCACCAACCAAACGCAAACGCUGGUCAGCGGGAUGGCGGUGAAGGAAUGCAAGGUAUGCCACAAGGAACUGUGCAACGGGGCGCCGGCCACGACGGGAUGGCGACCUGCGGUGCUCGCUUCGAGUGUGACUUUAGCUUGUUAUCUGAUAAGUUUACUACUUUUUAAAUAAAACCACGAGUGGUCGGUAAAGCUAUUGGCCGUCCGAUCGGUGGGGGCCAGGGCGUUAAUUGAAUCGUCAUUGGACCGACGACAUCCGGGGAUUCUCAUUAGCUGGCAAUUAUUAUCUGCCACCAGUCGAUAAACAGCUGUAAAUGUUGCUCACCAUAAAUCAGUGCCCCGUGUAGGCAGCUCCGUGUCCGAAAGUUGCCAUCGGUCAUGCGCAGGAACUUGCUGCGGCUCUGCAUCGUAACACACCACGCUGCACCAAGGAACUGCAGUGGCACCAGUGGAGAGCUGCGGCCACGGAGGCACUAAUUGAUUGAGCAGAUGUGUGCGAUCCGAAUCGAUACU